Messenger RNA from Culex quinquefasciatus (southern house mosquito), 850 nucleotides. Its product is annotated as U6 snRNA phosphodiesterase. NCBI's taxonomy places the organism in Eukaryota, Metazoa, Arthropoda, Insecta, Diptera, Culicidae. The transcript has 3 exons. Gene Ontology annotation, cellular component: nucleus. Gene Ontology annotation, molecular function: 3'-5'-RNA exonuclease activity. The record is from RefSeq and is a predicted model, not a curated record. Bases 51 to 830 code for a protein of 259 amino acids. Gene Ontology annotation, biological process: U6 snRNA 3'-end processing.
AAAAUCAAAACAAAAUGUUUUAAGCGCGCAACUUGGCUCAUGUUCACAAAAUGCACAACAUUCAGCAGUACAGUGGUGAUUCCUCGAGUGAAGACGAUGGCCAAGGUAGUGCUGUAACGGGUUCAAAAGAUUCACCAAAACCAGAUUUAUUACCUACUUCAAAGAAGCUUCUUCAAAUUGAAGCAGCAACUGCAGAAGAACCAGUUGACGAUGACCCCGCCAAACAUCAGGGCCGAGUUCGGUCCUUUGCCCAUGAAAGGGGCAUUUGGGCCAGCUACGUGUACGUUGACUAUAACGACGUCGAACCGCUGAACGAUCUUCAGCAGCAUAUAAUCGAUAAAGCGUCCAAAGAGCUCAGUUUGGAGCUCAACCGAGUAGAUAACCUUCAUCUGAGCCUAACCAAAACCUUCGUUAUAAGACAUCACAAUAUUACGGCGUUUGUGGAGAACAUCCGGAACGCAGUUAGUGGAUUUAAAAGAUUUACAGUUCUUCCCUCCAACCUCGCCAUCUACGUGAACGAAGAGCAAACUCGGACAUUUCUCGCGGUUAAAAUCGACGAAACCAGCUUUAGGCCGCUGGAACAACUCGUGGACGCUUUGGAUGGCUGCAUGCGCGAGUACAAACUUCCCGUGUUCUACCAGGAGCGGUCCUUCCACGUGAGCAUCCUAUGGACGCUCGGGAACCAACGGGACAAGAUGGAGGGAAUUUUGCCGGAGCUUGAUGAGUUAUUCAAUGCCAUUUACGAGGAGGAAUACUGUGAUAUGAACGUGAAUGUGAAACGGUUGCACCUGAAAUGUGGCAAUAAAUUCUACGACUUUGGGCUGGUGUGACGUACAGUUAAGUUUGUAAA